GGUUCACAGACCAUCUGAUUUUCCAUUAAAGUAUUUUGUUCUGUAAUACAUUUAUAUUAAAAAGUCAAUAUUGCAUCUGCUUGUCAACAAAAUAAAAAUAUACUGUAAAUAUGUAUAAAAUAUAUAUUUUUAAAGAUUGCUUAAUUAAUACUGCUAAUUCACAAAGAAACCCAUGUGAAAAGACAACCUGAAUGUAGGUAUUGAAAUCAAGUUAAUGUGAUGACGUGCCCCCAUGAUUCAUUUACUGACUGCAGGAUGUGACACAUUACAUCACCGUUUCAUGUUUGUGUUUGUGCAUGGUAUCACUUUAAAGUGACAUCACUCAGUCCUUUGCACAAAAUACACACACAUGCGCACACAUAUCCCCAAUCAUUUAUUUGGCUCCAGCUGACCACUGCUGCCCCACUCUGUCAAGGAGAUGAGGAGGGGGGAGGAGACUUAGGCUAAAUUGUGUGUUAGUGUUUUGUGUGUGUGUGUGUGUGUGUGUGAGCGAGAGAGAGAGAGAGAGAGAGAGGGGGUUGGCUUUAGUGUGAUGUGAAUGGAAUAGAACCAGCACAGCACGAGAGGGAGGAGGACAGCACAAAUCAACCUGCCUCUUGACUUGGCGAGCAGAAAAGAGGCACACAAAUUGGGAAGUGUGUGUUAUUGUUUGCUGUUUCUUUAUUUCGGGACAGAGGAAGAGAGCAGCAGACAGGAGGAACUAACUGAAGAGGAGGAGGUGGUGAGCGGGCCGGAGUGUGGAGAUAGAUAGCAGAAAAAUGCUGCCAUGGGGAGAGAAGGGGAGGGAGUCGGCUGAGAGGAAGAGGAUGAAACGAGGCCGGGUGGAGCUGAGCUGAAAUGUUGGAGGCACUGAGGAGUCAGCGGAUGCCAUGUUGGGAAGCGGAACCUAACACCUCCUGGAUCACCACCAAAACUCACAACUCCACACCUGGAUGAACCUCCGCAGUGACACUGUUUUCGCACCAAUCUUCAUCCUUCACACUCCACUGUGUGUUGAAGUGUUUUUAAAAAAGGACUAUAUGUGUUGCCCUCACUGAGUGGGAAGCUUUCCAUCUUCACCUCUGGAUAAUAAUAAACUGGAUCGGAGUCGGCUUCCCAGGCACAAUGCAGUCCGAUGACCUGUUCGUCCGGAAGUUUAGGCGCCAGAAUGUGCGGCCGCCGGUGGCUGCUGUCAACUUUGAUCCCAAACGGGAAGUGGGUGUGGUGGAGUGGCCACCCAGGAGAGAGGGGGACGGGUCAGAUGGAGACAACCUGACCCCGAGUCGAGCGGGUCUGACACUGCGGGCGGUGGGUCGAGGCCACAUCAUGCAGAGGAGUAACAGUGACGUGACUUUAGGAGACUUGGACUCUGGUGGGAAGGUUGGGGGGAAGGCGACUCGGGUGGUCUGUGAUAAGGUGGGCGUGGGGGUUCAGGGGGACUCGGGUGUGCUGCUGCACAGGGAGUAUGGCAGCUUAUCCUCACUGGAGAGACAGACUCAAGUCCAAGAGUUAGGAACUGCGAACCAGGAGCCCCUGAGCCCUAAUGCCCUCCGCUUUAAAGACCCCUUCCUGCUUUUAGGACUGCAAGGAAACCCCCCAGAGCCAGACGGAUUCUUUAGAGGUCUGUCUUCUGCAACUGGGGACUCUCCAAAACCUGCCAAACCUCCCAAGCCUGAAGGACUGAGUAAAAAGUCCAAAUCUGGGCCCCCUCAAAUCCCUCAACCCGGUCCUUAUGACAACAUCGGGGGUGGCGCUUGGGUGAGGAACUUUGCACACUACGACGUCCAGAGCAUCCUUUUUGACCUCACAGAGGCGGCCUCCAACAGAGACAGCAUUGGACGCAAAAAGAAUAUCACCUCGGGGGCCUCCGCUGCCUCCCAAAUGCGACCCCUCUCCCAGGCCACACCUUCCUCACCUGCGCAAGGUGGAGUGGGCAAUGGGGGGGGCGUGGAUGACCCUGAGCAGUCCUUGCUGCUGGACGAAGGUGACGGCAACGACAACGAGCUUCUACUCAGUUGCCCCCACUUCCGAAAUGAAACUGGGGGAGAGGAGCAGGUCGGUCUGGGACGAUUCCCAGCAAAGCGGGGACUGUGGUUGAGCCCGCGGACCCCCAACGACGCGGUGUCGGUCCUGGAGGAGCCCAGAGAGAGCCAUGUCCAGCAGCAGGGAAAAAGCAACUACUUCAUAGAGCAUGCAGAUCUGGGGGCGCAUUACUAUCGUAAAUAUUUCUACAUGAAAGAGCAUCAGAAUUUCUUUGGCAUGGAUGAUCGCCUAGGUCCAGUCGCCAUCAGUUUCCGCAGAGAGGAGAAAGAAGGCACCAGCGGAGCUCAGUACAAUUACAGAAUCAUCUUUCGCACCACAGAGAUGAAGACGCUGCGAGGUUCCAUCUUGGAGGAGUCCGUGCCCUCUGCCGCUCGUCACACAACCCCUCGAGGCCUGUCUCCCAAGAGGCUGCUGGAGUUUAUCAUGCCAGAACUCAACCUGCAUUGCCUUCGCUUGGCCUCCAACUCCCCCAAGGUCCGCGACACCUUGCUGAAGCUGGAUGAACAAGGGCUGAAUUUCCAGCGAAAGGUCGGUGUGAUGUACUGCCGGGCGGGCCAGAGCUCAGAGGAGGACAUGUACAACAACGAGAGCUCAGGGCCGGCGUUUGAGGAGUUUUUGGACUUGCUCGGGGAUCGCGUGAGACUGAAGGGUUGGGAGAAAUACCGAGCUCAGCUGGACAACAAAACCGACUCUACGGGGACACAUUCCCUCUACACGCGCUACCAGGACUAUGAGAUCAUGUUCCACGUGUCCACCAUGCUGCCCUACACAGCCAACAACACUCAACAGUUGCUGAGGAAACGACACAUUGGCAACGACAUUGUGACCAUCGUGUUCCAGGAGCCUGGUGCAUUACCCUUCACUCCAAAGUCUAUCCGCUCUCACUUCCAGCACGUCUUCAUCAUUGUUCAAGUUCAUGAGCCCUGCACUGACAACACCUAUUACAGGGUGGCCGUAACACGCUCUAAAGACAUCCCAUUAUUUGGCCCGCUGUUCCCUAAGGGUGCCCGCUUCCCUCGCUCGCCUGCAUUCAGAGACUUCCUUCUGGCCAAGGCAGUCAAUGCAGAGAAUGCAGCAGAAAAGUCUGAGAAGUUCCGCUCCAUGGCUACCCGCACGCGACAGGAAUACCUGAAGGACCUGGCUGAAAACUAUGUGACUACAACACCCAUUGACUCCUCUACGAAGUUCCCGCUGCUCUCGCUAGGAGGCAAGCGCAAAGACAAGCUGAAGGGAGCCAAGGGGGCGGAGCUGCACAGUGCUGGGGCGCUGGUGUGGGCUGUGAUGGUGGACAGCGCGGAUGAAAGUGAGGAAGAGCACAGGCUUCCUUGUCUGCUGGGUGUCUCAGCCGAGUCGGUGGUGCUCAUUGAAAGGUGCACACGCAGGGUGGUGUUUAAUUGCUCCUGCAGGGAUGUCAUUGGAUGGAAGGCGGUGACCGAAAAGAAAGAAGGAGGACCCUGUUUGGACAUCUUCUAUGAGCGUGGAGAGUCGGUGUUGAUUAGUGUGAUGGAGAACCAGGCUGAGGAUUUGAAAGAGGUGGUGCAGAGGCUUGAGUUGGUUACCCGGGGGUGCGAGGCUCUGGAGGUCACUCCCUUACGUGACGGCGUGGGCCAGCCCGGCUUUUUGAUGAACGAGGAGGGCUUUGUGACAGAGCUGCAGCGAUUCUGCUAUGCAGAGAGCGGUGGCCUCCAGCUGUGGGCUCGUGUGGUUCGCCUGUGCGGGCAUUCCCUGGUCCACCUCAGCACAGAGGAGAGGACCAGGCUGCUCCGCACGGCACACAAGAUUCACAUCACCGUCAUCCCGCCGGACGAGAACGGGAAGCCCCGCAGGAGCUUCUCUGAACUUUACCAGAAAGCAAUCAAGGACGCAGAGUGUAAGCCGGGUGAGGACCAGUCCAGUGAGGCCUGGGUGCUGGAUGAGAGGGAGGAAGAGGAGGAAGAGAAGGGGGAGGAGACGGAGGUGCAUGGUGUCAUCGAGAUGGACAACACAGAAGUCCAGGGGGAGAGUGACGAGGCAGCUGAGCUUCACCGGCAAAGUGAAAGAGAGGACAUGGGCUCGCUCCUGGCACUGCCAAGUUUACCUUUGCUACGGGCCUCUUCUCUGCAGGACCAGAGGUCCGAUGAGGACCAAGAGAGCUCACAGCUUACACGCAGCAUCUCUUUAGAACGACACUCAUCUUACGGAAAUACCUGUGAGGGUCAUGUGUACGGCAACGUGGGCUUAAAGGAGGACCGGCACAUCUAUGAGAACAUAGGAGAGCUUAGAGAUGCCACACCUGAUCUAAUACUGGCAGUCAAACCCAAAGUUCCACUCGAGGACGAACAGUUCAUGGCGGCCGACUUCGAUGAGGACAAAGCUUCGGCGAGCGACUCGUCCAUCUCUUCCUCGCGGUUGUCGUGUGUGGACCGUGCUGAGAGGAAUUCACGAGCCUUAAGUCUUCACAACUCCAUCACCAAGAUUCUCUCAGAGACGACAGAUUCCACGGAAGAAGAGUGGCAGUCCAUCGCUGACCUGGCCACAGCCUGCCGCAGCAUCCUGGAGGCUUUGUCACGCGAGGAUCGUAAAGCUGCAGACCAAUCAGGAGCCGAGCAGACGGACGGCAAGCUGAGCACAAAAGAGAGUGACUCUCCAGGCCACCUGGAAGAAAAGGUGUCACAACUGGAGGCCAUGCUGAAGAAGCUGCAGGAUGACCUGCAAAAGGAGAAGGAGGACAAGGCGGUGCUGCAGGCCGAGGUGCAGAGCCUGCGGCAGAACAACCAGCGGCUGCAAGAGGAAUCGCAGAGCACCGUGGCACGCCUCAUCAAAGUCACCGAGCUGCUGUGCAACGUGAACAAGCCCUGUUAGCGUCCACCUGCCGGCUGCACGCUCCUUCCAGCAACAGAAUGAUGCAAAUUGUGUGCGCCGUCCUCAAACAUAUCCUCCAUGAAGAGUGAAUAGCGAUCCUGCCUGCUGGUGAAGGUGUAUGCAAUUUGACUCCUUUAAACAUAAUGACAUUCCCUAACAAGUCUGCACCUCUGGUUAUUGUUGCCAGAGUGUGUCUCUUGGUGUGUGUGUGUGUGUGUGUGUGUGUUAGCCGCAUGCGUGUGCAUCUCUUACUGUACUUUGCUUCAAAUACUUGACAAGCUGGGUUGAACAGCACUUGCAUAUUAAGUGGCAGUUAAGACAGUGUGUGUACACCCUAUAGCAUGUUUAUCUGAUAAAAUGACCAAAAGUGUACACACACAGUUUGUAGAAUCACAUGCAUACUAAGUGUGUGUGUGUUUAUACUGUAUAUCACCACUUAAAUGUGAAGUAGCGUCGCUAUGCUCUGUCCUGCACAGAUAGUGCGGAAAGUCAUUUAAAAUAGACAAAAUGUUAAAUACAAAGAAAAAGGAGGCCUUUAGGCAACAAUCUUGCUUCUCAGUAGUACUGUAUCCCUUCAUUAAACGAAAAGAGGGGAAGGAAAAUCUAUCAGAGUGAGCCUGUGUAUGUGUGUGCAGGUGUGUGUGUGCGUGCUUGCAGUGAAAAAGGGGCUAUACCUCCCUGAAAAACACACAAUGACAGGAAAAGAACCGCUUCCUUCCAUAACUUUGCUCUAACCUCACUCAAUAUUGUAGCAGCCAUACUGUAGAAGUCCUCCUGCAGGCGUCACGGCAGCUUUUAAAGGUGUCAAAGUCAAACACCUAAAGUGGAAAACAUAAUCUCUAGUCAGAAUAUUGUAGUGAACUGUGUUGUGACCACCGGAGGCGAUACCGUAUGGCUCCUGAGUGGUAGCAGCAAGUGGAUAUCUUCCUAACUUGAUGUGUCUUUUUCUGUGUUUUGCACUUUCUUUGGUUACAUCAGCACUGGACAGAGGCACGCAUUGGAUUUUUAUUUAACCCGCCCAUGCUCUCCGCGCUAUCUUACCUCACCUUUUUUGUGCCCACCGCUAAAGGCACCGCUUUCAAGGUGUGUUUAAAAUGAACAAGUGAUGGACUGCUUCUCCUCAGUGCCAACGAACGCCCAGGCAGCUCUUGAGAGUUCCACCCAAACCAAGACCUUCUUUACGGUGGAUUUCACACAUCCACUUAAGACACUCGAUGCUCAAACUUCCUCUUGUAAUGUUAUUUUAGAGUCACUGUGAAUACUUGGUACCAGCAUAUUAAGAUACAGUAUAUACAGAUGAAAUGAUCAUCUUUAUUAUCAGUGUGUGAAGAUACUCUGUACAGCUCCUGUUAUUUGGGCAGAUGAUGAUGAUCAAUCAGAUAUCUCCUGGACAUGCUGAAGCCUCCAGACUGAACUGUUGGUGUGAGAAGACCUGUUUGCUGUGUCUUGUAUUGUUGUUUAGAUGGUAGGAGGUCGGUCAAGCAUGAGAAUGUGCCAAGCAACUACCCAAACAUCUCCUCUGUGUGUGCGUGUGUGUGUGUGUGUGAGUGUGUGUAACUUAUUUAUCAUGGAAAUGUGGAUUUUCUUGUAGCUGUUGAAACUGGAGGGAAGGUAUUUGGGAACAAAUGUGAAAUAGAGCAGAGCGGAAAGGCGGGAGACAUUGUUUAUUACAGAAAGCCAGCAGUGAUAGAAUCAUAUCUGAAAAGCUUGCUUUCUAGCUUUCAUAAGGUCUUAAAUCACCAUUAGGUACGCCUUAAUGAACGAGAUCCUGGCAGGAUGGUCAAAGUGUGAUUUCUCUUGACUUUGUGCCUACCUGAAAAUGUAAUGUAUGUUAACCCAGCUCACUUUUCUCAACUUUGUCUCAUGGUUGCACUGACUGAGGUUGCCAUGGCAGAUGAACAGAACAUCUGUUGUCUGACCGGAAUGGAGACCUGAGAAGAUGAUAAUGUCUGUUUUUGUUGGUCUCAGCUGAGGCAUUGCAGCUUGAGUUGUAAGUGAAGCAAUCAGACUAAUACAUGGUUUUUAAACCAGAAUUAAAGAGGAUAAA
Molecule: messenger RNA, 6910 nt
Organism: Doryrhamphus excisus (bluestripe pipefish)
Lineage: Eukaryota; Metazoa; Chordata; Actinopteri; Syngnathiformes; Syngnathidae
Source: RefSeq, a predicted model, not a curated record